UGUUGAAUGACGCGGACGUGCGUUUCGUUAGUGUUUUCAGCGGACAAUUGAGGUAGUCCACUGGAAUUUCACUGACAAUUUCACGCGAAAACGUGCAUUUUGUGACAGUUGCAGUGCCGGAAAAGAUUCAGGAGUGAAAUUUAGUGGUUUUCCCUGGGAAAUUUCAGUGAAAAGGGUCUCCGUGGAGGAAGGAAGUGUUUCCCGUGUUUUUGAGGUGUAUGGGAGAGGAGGCCCAUGGUGGUGUGAGUGAAGUGGUUCAACGAAGUGAUUAUUUUGUGCAGCAAGAAGAAUUGUGUGAGUGGCGUGGAUUGUCUCGAGAUUUCCCGAAGGUGAUUAGGAAUUUGCGGAUAUUGAGCGGAAUAUUCAGCAGAAAAAGAAUACAUUCUGUCCGAGAGAGAGAGAGAGGAAAUAAAAGGCUGCGUAAGUGGAAAAAUUGUGGGAGAAACUUACAAAACUUUCCUCGACAUUUCACUGGAUGGGUGAAAUGAUGAGAUAGUCAUUAGUGGAAAUGAGCCCUUUGCGGGGCCACCAUUUGCCAUCGCAAUGGAUGGCAAUUUUCUGCCUGACGGUGCUUGGGGCUGUGAGGGCGCAUGAUGCAUUCUUUCAGCAUUCCCGGCACCUCGUCCAGGACGGUGUGCAGCUAUUUAAAUUCACCCACACGCUGUACAAUGUAUCCAUUCCGGAGAACAGUGCCAGUCGGACGUAUGUGCAGCAACCGACAGAUGAGGCACGAAUGGGGGUGCAUUGGGUGGUGGGUCAUGAGGUCAAGUACCGAAUAGUUGGUGGGGAUAAGGAGAAGGUGUUUAAGGUGGAGGAGCGGAUUGUGGGGGAUUUUGCAUUCCUCACGCUGAGAACUCGUACGGGCAAUGUGGUGCUGAAUAGGGAAAAGACAGAUGAGUACAUCCUCGAUGUUCGGGUGACAGUGACGCAACGCCUGGAUAGGCGAGCUCUGUCAUCCAAGGCAAUCUAUGAGGAUGACACACGUGUGCACAUCCGAGUACUCGAUACAAAUGAUCUCAAUCCGCUUUUCUAUCCCACCGAAUACUCAGCCACAGUGACCGAGGAUUGUCCGCUGCAUCGCAGCAUUGUCCGUGUUGUGGCUGAAGAUGCUGAUUUGGGGAUAAACGGGGAAAUCUACUAUAGUCUCCUGGAUCCCCUGGCCAACGAACAAUUCGCUGUGCAUCCUACAAGUGGUGUUAUAUCGUUGACGCGACCACUUAAUUUUGCGGAGAGGUCCUUUCAUGAAGUCAUCGUAAUUGCCACCGACAGAGGUGGCAGCUUCAACACUCGAGCGUCAGUUUCUCGUGCCAGCAAAGCCAGAGUUCACAUCAAAGUAAAACAGGUGAAUCUCUAUCCACCGACAAUAUAUACACAAGCCCUUCCGGAAAUUGUGGAGGAUUCAAAUGCGCACAUCUUUGGGAUUGUGAGGGUUGAGGAUUUGGAUCGGGGAAUCCAUGGGAGGAUUAAGAGUUUGGACAUUGUGGAUGGUGAUCCCAAUGGACAUUUUCGGAUACGAUCGACUAAGAGGCAUGGUGAGUACAAUAUUGAGGUGCAUCAGUUGUUGGAUAGAGAGGCAACGCCACAGGGUUACAAUCUCACCCUGAGGGCGGUGGAUUGGGGCGUGCCGCCGCGACAGAGUUACAAGGUUGUACCAGUACAUCUGGCUGAUGCCAAUGACAAUGUGCCUGUGUUUAGUCGGGAGAUUUAUGAGGUUAGUGUACCCGAAUCUUCGCCCCCAAACACUCCAAUUAUAAGGCUGAAGGUGUCGGAUAGGGAUGUGGGAAAAAAUGCCCAGGUCUUCUUGGAGAUUGUUGGUGGGAAUGAAGGUGGGGAAUUUCGGGUGAAUCCUGACACGGGGAUGCUUUAUACGGUGGUUCCGCUGGAUACGGAAACCAAGAGUUUCUAUACACUUACGGUGUCGGCUAUUGAUCAGGGAAAUAGUGGAACGAGGAAGCAAUCUUCAGCUAAAGUUAAGAUAAAUGUUGCUGAUAUCAAUGACAAUGAUCCGGUUUUUGAGGGAACAAAUGCCACCAUUUGGGUGGAUGAGAAUGAACCGGCUGGGAGUACGGUAACGAAGGUGACAGCUAAGGAUCGGGAUAGUGGAGAAAAUGCUUAUAUUUCCUAUAGCAUUGCAAAUCUCAAUGAUGUACCCUUUGAUAUUGACCACUUUUCCGGUGUCAUACGGACAUCAAAACUGAUUGACUAUGAAUCGAUGAGGAGGCAAUAUAUUCUGAGAGUACGUGCAUCAGAUUGGGGUCUUCCCUAUCGACGUCAGACAGAAAUGCAACUCCAUAUACGUAUCAGAGAUGUCAAUGACAAUCGUCCGCAAUUUGAGAGAAUUGAGUGUAGUUUGGAAGUGGUGAGAUCAACACCACUCGGCACGGAGAUCUUCACCCUCUCAGCCAUUGAUUUUGAUGCUGGCAACAUGAUUAGCUACAGAAUGGUGGCGGGAAAUGAGGAUGGGUGCUUCAAUUUGGACAUGUCAACGGGUGUCAUCUCGAUUGGCUGCGAUUUGGCGGACAGUGUGAUUGGGAGACGAGAGAUUAAUGUCACAGCCACAGAUGGGACACACUUUGCCGACAUAAUGCGCAUCCAUAUCAACCUGGUGCACAUCCGACGGGCUAUGGGUGGCCCAGAGUGCAGAGAAACUGGAGUGACACGUCGGCAAGCGGAAAUAUUUGCUGAGAGUGAGAAAAACAACAUGCCACGCAGUGAUCCAAGUCAUUCGGAGGAUUUUGUCAGUCUACCAAGUCGCUAUGGGGAAAAUAUUCAUUCGCCGGAAUUCCUCGACUUCCCAUUUGAGGUUAGGGUGAAUGAAACUGUUUCCCUGGGCACCGUAGUGGCCGUUAUACGUGCCAGAGAUCGAGAUUUAGGCUACAAUGGGAAAUUAAUCUUUGGCAUUUCCGACGGAGAUAAUGAUUCAGUGUUUCGUCUUGAUCCGGAAACGGGAGAACUCAAGAUUAUUGGGUAUCUUGACAGAGAACGAGAAGAUGAAUAUGUAUUGAAUGUGACGGUGUAUGAUUUGGGAAAACCUCAAAAAUCUCUAUCAAAAGUUCUCCCUGUAACAGUUCUCGAUGAAAAUGACAAUCCCCCAAAAUUCGAAAAGAGCCUUACUAGCUUCCGGAUACCGGAAAAUGCUCUCAAUGGCACAGUUAUCAUCGUUCUAAAUGCCACGGAUGCAGAUGCCGGAGACAAUGGCAAAGUUAAGUAUACACUGGUGACAGAAACGAAAGAUUUCCGGGUGGAUCCGGAGACAGGAACUGUAACUGUCAACGGUGCACUUGACCGGGAGCGUCAAGAAGUCUAUGAAUUGCGCAUUAGAGCAAUGGAUGGUGGUGAAAGGGGUACUGGCCUUCAUUCAGAUGCCAUUGUCCGGAUAACAGUGGAAGAUAUUAAUGACAAUGCGCCGGUGUUCAGUGUCCCAGAGGGUUACACGGUGAGGGUGCGUGAGGAUGUUCCCUGGGGUACACUGGUGGUGGUGGUAACAGCCACAGAUGCCGAUAUGGGUGCAAGUGGUGAGGUUGGAUAUAAAUUGAUGGUGGAUGAGGAAUCAGAUGAAGUUUCACCUUUUCGGAUCGAUGAAUUCUCCGGGGCAAUGAGGACAACCAAUGCCCUGGACUUUGAGGAGAGGCAAAUUCAUACGCUAACAGUGAGAGCUUUUGACCGUGGUCAUCCGUCUCUUGCCACAGACACCACAGUGACCGUGGAGAUUGUCGAUGUAAAUGAGAAUCGUCAUUCUCCUCAGUUUGAUGAUUUUGUCCUCACGGGAAAGGUGAGGGAGAAUCAACCUCUCGCCACACAUGUCAUGACGGUUAGGGCAAGAGAUGCUGAUCCACCUGGUCCAGACUCACGAAUAACGUACAGUGUUCGCAGCGGAGACGGACUGGGAUUGUUCACGGUUGAUGCAGAAGGCAAUGUCCGGACGAUGGCAGUAUUUGAUGUUGAAUCAAAGCUGCACUAUUGGUUGACAAUUUGUGCCCAGGAUCAUGGCGUUGUGCCCCUUCAUACGUGUGCUGAAGUCUUCAUUGAGAUUGAAAAUGAAAAUGACAACGUGCCACUCACUGAAGAGGUCGUAUACUAUGCUUCAGUGGCUGAAGGGAGCUCCAGUGGGCAGAAAAUUGUUCAAUUGCACGCCACUGAUCGUGAUGUCGAUCCAAUGAACAGAAUCACAUAUCGAAUUGUCUCUGGGAAUCCUGAAGGCUUUUUCACCAUUAAUAGUACAAAUGGAGUCAUAUCGACAACUGGUCGCAAAUUGGACAGGGAGAAUCAAUCUGAACAUAUCCUCGAGAUUAUGGUGCAGGACAGUGGGAGUCCGGAGUUGUCGUCGACGACAAGAGUUGUGAUUACUGUGGAUGACAUCAAUGACCACAGUCCGGAAUUUGAUCAGAAAUUCUACAAGGUACAAGUUCCGGCAACAGCGAAAGUGGAACAGAAACUAUUUCAGGUGCUGGCCAUCGAUCGAGAUACUGGGGACAAUGGCAGGGUGACCUAUGCCUUGAAAUCGGGCAAAGGAAAGGCCAAGUUCCGGAUGGAUCCAGAUACGGGAAUUGUCUAUGCAGCAAAGAACCUCGAGGUAGAUACGGAAUUUGAUCUGCUCGUGAGAGCUGAGGACAAUGGCGUGCCCAAAAGAGCUCAAACCACAAGAGUUAGUGUCUUGGUGGUAAAUGUACCAACGGAAUCUCAACAUGUGCCCCAUGUGAAACAUCCGGAACAGCAUGUGGAGGUUACAGAGAGUGACCAGCCUGGUUUUCUCGUUACCCUCAUUCAGGCUGCUGACGAGGAUGACGAUAGUCUCUGGUACGAUAUCGUUUCCGGAGAUGAUCGGAAUGAGUUUUUCAUCGGACGCGACAAUGGGAACGUUCUGCUAGUGAAGAAGCUCGAUUGGGAGAUUCAGCGUGAGUACAAUCUCACGAUUUCGGUGACGGAUGGCGUGCACGUAAGUCACGCAUUCCUCUACGUCACUGUCCUGGACAUCAAUGAUCACCGUCCAGAGUUCUCCCAAAGCAUCUAUCGGGUCAAUGUGUCUGAAAGCGUUGAGGAUGGGACAGAAAUCCUUCAGCUUCAGGCCACUGAUGCCGAUGCUGACAAGAAGCUCUUCUACAGUCUCCAUGCUGCCCAGGAUCCUUCCUCGCUCAAGAUGUUCCGCGUGGAUGCAGUAACAGGGGGAGUUUUUCUAGUGCAGAAGUUAGACAGGGAGAUGCUGAAGGAGCAUGUUUUAGUGGUAAUUGUGCGUGAUCGUGGUACUCCGGCCAAAAAGAACUAUGCGCGUGUUGUGAUAACAGUGAUUGAUUACAAUGAUCAUGCGCCGGAAUUCACCACGAGAAUUGUUCAAGGGAAAGUAUUCGAAACCGCGAGUAUUGGGUCAAUGGUGGUUCAGUUGUAUGCUACGGAUCGAGAUCUUGGGGAUAAUGCUAAGAUCACGUAUUCAAUAGUGAGUGGUAAUAUUGGAAGUGUGUUUAGUGUUGAUGGACAAAUGGGAGUUAUUGCUGUGGCUAAAGAACUGGACAUGACUUCAGUCUCCGAGUAUAUGCUUCAGGUGAAAGCCAGCGAUGGAGGACAACCGUCGUUGUCUACGCAGAUUCCUGUUCAUAUAAUGGUUCAUAUGGCAGACAAUGCUCCGCCUAAAUUCUCACGGCUGGAUUCUGCGGCUGAAAUCUAUGAGAAUCAGCCGAUUGGUACAUUUGUGGCUCAAUUGGAUGCCAGAAGUACGUCAUCGGUGGUGUAUGAGAUUGUGGAGGGAAAUGUGAAUGACACAUUCUUUGUGAAUCCAUCGACUGGUGUUGUGACAACAAAUGCAAAUGUGGAUUAUGAACAGCAGAAAUUCUACAAUUUGACCAUUGAGGCUACAAAUAUGGCCUCAGUGGCAACGAGAUGUUCAUUAAUUGUCCAUGUUCUCGAUCGCAAUGACAAUGCACCCAACUUCGAGAGGUACAUGUACAUGGGGGCCAUUUCUGAGGCAGCACCAAUUGGUUCUCUGGUCCUCGUGACCCUGGCAAAUGCCACAGCCAAUGCAUCAGUGGUAGUGGAAAAUAGUGAGCCACUUGUUAUUCGGGCACUCGAUGCAGAUUCUGGUGUCAAUGCCUUUCUCCACUAUGACAUUGUCGAGGCUCUCCCCAGGCGAUUCUUUCACAUUGACUCCACCACGGGAGCCAUCAAAACGGUCAUGGUACUGGAUCACGAAAAGAUUCCCACCUACACAUUCCAUGUCAAAGUCAGUGAUUUGGGUGUUCCUCGUCUGUCGUCCGAGACGACUGCCAGGGUUGAAAUCGCCGUGACAGAUGUGAAUGAUUGUGCUCCGGUCUUCACGCAGAAGGAGUACAAUGUAACCCUAUUGCUGCCGACCUAUACCAAUAUCGCAGUGGUGCAGGUUCAGGCAACCGAUAGAGAUUCAGUUGGUGAUGCACCGGGGUUGUCCUAUGAGAUUAUCGAGGGCAAUAGAGGGGAUGUUUUUGCAAUUAAUGGAAGUUCUGGUGUUAUCACAACGCGAGAUGUUGAACAAAUUGUCUCGCAGUAUCGUCUAAAAGUGCGCGUUAGUGAUGGGAAAUUUAGCAAGACAGCCCUGGUGCAUGUUCAGGUGGAGACAUCGGAGAAUUCUGGUCUCAUCUUCCAGCGACCCUUCUAUGAGGGAGCAAUUGUGGAGAAUAGCACAAAAGUUGCCACAGUGACUGUUGUGAAUGUCCUGGGGACAAUUCUCAAUGAACAUAUAGAAUUUCGCAUUCUAAACCCCACGGAGAUGUUCAGGAUUGGAGUGACGUCGGGAGUGGUGGAGACAACGGGUGUUCGCUUUGACCGCGAAGCCAAAGACAAGUACGAGUUAAUUGUCGAGGCACGUUCUCAGACACUGGACAGGGAGAGGCCACGUGUCGCUCACGUUGUGGUCAACGUCACCAUUCUCGAUGUCAAUGACAAUUGUCCCAUGUUCGUUAACUUGCCUUACUAUGCUGUGGUAUCUGUGGAUGAUCCCAAAGGCUCAGUCAUCACAAAAGUCCACGCACUUGACAUGGAUAGCCAGGAGAAUGGGGAAGUCCGGUAUGAGAUGAAACGUGGUCAUGGUGAACUUUUCAAGGUGGACCGUAAGACGGGAGAAGUGACACUGAAGCAGACUCUCGAGGGACACAAUCGAGACUACGAGCUCCUUAUUGCGGCUUACGAUGGUGGGAUUACGCCUUGCUUCACUGAUGUCACCGUUCACGUUAAGGUGAUUGAUAAAUCCAUGCCAGUGUUCAACAAGCAGUUCUACUCUGACAGUGUGGCAGAGAAUGUUGAGCUGUACACACCGCUUUCGGUAUCAAUUCAGGCUGAAAGUCCUCUUGGACGAAAAUUAAUCUACACAAUUGUAAAGGGGAACGAAUUGGAGGAAUUUGCACUGGAUUUUAACACAGGUGCCAUUUAUGUGGUUGAUGAGUUGGACUUUGAGCGCAGACAGAGCUACGAAUUGACUAUUCGGGCAACAGAUAGUGUUUCCGGGGCGUCUGCCGAGGUUCCAGCCUCCAUUCUCGUGACGGAUGUCAAUGAUUGUCCGCCGGAGAUGGAUCAGGAUGUGUAUAAUGUAACAGUGAGCGAGGGAGCGCCUUUUGGCACUGCCAUUCUGAGAGUUAGUGCUAGUGAUAGAGAUACUGGGAUCAAUCAGGCUGUGACAUUUGCCAUUGAAACAGACUCGAAGAAUACCUCGGAGUUCUUUCAUAUGGACUCAACCGAGGGUGUUGUGUACCUUAAGAAGUCAUUGGAUUUUGAGGUAUACAGAAUGCAUCAUUUUGUGGUGAUUGCUAUGGAUAAGGGAGUACCAAGUUUAAGCAGUACUUCUCAUGUUUGGAUAAAUGUGGGAGAUAUGAAUGAUAAUCCACCAAGAUUUGAGCAAUCCUCCUACAGUUGUAGUUUGUCUGAACAUGCUAGUCGGGGGCAAUUUGUAACGAGUGUUACAGCUAGUGAUCCUGAUCACAUUGAUCACACAAACUUGGUGUAUACCAUUGCUCAGGGGAAUGAUCAGCAAACUUAUACGAUUGAUCCCGAAUUUGGGAUUAUCACUCUGGUCAAUAUGCAGAAUUUCGCAGACAAACAACUGACUGUGUUGAAUGUUUCUGUGACGGAUGGAGUUUACACUAGUUUCACUCGUGUCAAAGUUAAUAUCCUCCCCGGAAAUCUCCAUAAUCCCACUUUUCCACAUCUCAUCUAUGACGUCAAUGUGAAUGAGAACCAAUUGGCCGGCAGACUAGUAGCGCGUGUUCAGGCCCAAGAUGAAGACUUUGGAGAAUACGGUCAACUGACCUAUAGUAUCAUUUCGGAUGACAUGGCUGAAUUCUUUGCAUUGGAUCCGACCAAGGGGGAAAUAGUGACAAAAGUAAAGUUGGAUCGUGAAUCGAGGGAGAUUUAUGAGGUAGUGGUCAUGGUAGCAGAUGGUGGAGGUCGUGUGGGAUUCACCACGGUGCGUGUUCAUGUGGCUGAUGAGAAUGACAAUCCCCCCAUGUUUCAAUUCCAUGAAUAUACAGCAUCAAUCCAUGGCAAUUACACCAUCGGCCAGUCCUUUCUACACGUCCGGGCAAUGGAUUUGGACGAAAAUCAAAAUGCUGCCGUUCACUAUACACUCUACGAUGCACAGAACACAGGCGUCAAAGACCUUUUCGAUGUAAAUGAGAAUACUGGAGAGGUCUUUCUCAAGCAGAGUGCUCAUCAAUUUGAGAAUCAGCUCUUUCAGUUUUUCAUUCGUGCUUUUGAUGGCGGAGUUCCAUCAAUGCAUGAUGACGCUCCUGUUAACGUCUACGUAAUGGCUCAAAGUGAUAUUGCGCCAACUUUUGAGAAGAAAGAAAAAUCCCUGUUUCUCUCAGAAGCUGCAGCACCAGGAACUCUAAUCUCCCGAUUCCGUCUAGUUGAAAACAUUACCCAUUCCUUUAGAAUUGUAUCCGGGAAUAAAGAUAACCCUCAUUUCUCCAUCAACGAAGCUGGAGAAUUAAGAUUGGCGAGAUCAUUGGAUCGAGAGGAGAAAGAAGUGCAUACAAUUGGAGUUUUAGCUGAAAGUGACUCAAGUCCACCUCUAACGGCUCUUACUGAAAUCAAUCUACACGUUCAGGAUGACAAUGAUCAUGCCCCAGUAUUUGAAAGUAAUCCCUACGUUGUUACUGUAGCUGAAAAUAUCGAAAAGGGUUCGACCAUUCUGAAGGUUACAGCUAGAGAUGGAGAUUCCGGAUCAAAUGGGGAUGUGAGGUAUUUUAUGGCGUCGGAAAAUACAGAAGCAGGUAACACAUUUGCGAUUGAUCCAUAUACCGGAUGGAUUUCGACUCUUGGGGAGUUGGACAAGGAAUCUCGAGGAGAAUUCAAGUUUCGGGUGAUUGCGACGGACAAUGGAAGUGUGAAGAUGAAUGAUACAACGCUGGUUGUGAUCAAACUCAGAGACUACAACGAUAACCCACCAAUCUUCACACAAGAUCACUACAAUGCCAGUGUUAGUGAAGAUGCACUACCAGGAACUGUUGUUCUUCAGCUCUCAGUAACCGAUUUGGAUGUUGAUCUGGUAACCCCAAUUGAGUAUUACAUCUACUCCGGGGAUAGGAUGUCUCAGUUUCAGAUCAGAAGAACAGGUGAACUGUAUGUGGCGAAGCAACUUGAUCGUGAAGUCAUUGAUUUCUACAAUCUCACUGUUCUCGUAACUGAUGGAAAAUUCACUGGUACGACAAAUGUCUCCAUUACGAUUCUCGAUGUAAACGACAACCCACCAUAUUGCCUGAAGUAUCGCUACAAGAAGACCAUUUCCGAAGAUGUGAAGCCUGGAACGCACCUGAUCACCGUUGAAGCUUCUGAUGCGGACUUAGAGAGCAACUCUAAGCUCAGAUUCUUCCUUACUGGUCGAGGUGCGGAUGACUUUACCCUGGACAAAGAUACUGGCAUUCUCAAGACUGCUCGACAACUCGAUCGAGAGACAAUUUCUCGAUACAUCCUCACAGCCCAUGUACAAGACCGCGAUCAUUUCGGCUGGGAAUGUUCAUCUCAGGUGGAAAUUGUUGUUUCCGAUAUCAAUGACAACCCACCAGCAUUUUCCAUGCCGAUCUACUCUGUCGCCCUGCCAGAAGAUGCGGAAAUCGAGACUCUGGUAACGAAAGUUCAUGCAACUGAUCUCGAUGUUGGAGUCAACAGAAAGAUCCGCUAUUCGAUUGUCGAUGAGGGUAAGGAGAAAUUCUUUAGGAUUGCCAGUGAUAGUGGCAUCCUAACGCUAUCCAGUGGGCUCGAUCGAGAAACUCAAGAGAUGCACAACGUAACUGUAAGAGCAACAGAUCAAGGCGUUCCUGAACUUUCAUCAACGGCUCUCGUCAUCGUCAACAUUCAGGACAUCAAUGACAAUCCGCCAGAGUUUGUGACAAAAUACUUCACAGCUUCAAUCCCAGAGGAAACUCGUAUUGGGGCGGAAGUUAUUGAAAUUGUAGCCACGAGUAGAGAUGUGGGAAUUAAUGCUGAGAUCACGUAUAGCUUUAUUGGUGGCAAUGAGCAGAAGAAAUUCCGUGUGGACAAUCGUACGGGGAUUGUGAGUGUUGCCGGCGAAUUGGAUUAUGAGAGAGCCAGAGAUUAUUUCUUGACUAUUCAGGCUGUAGAUGGAGGAGAACCUCCACUGAGCAGUCUGACGACUCUUAAUAUCACAAUAACUGAUAGCAAUGACAAUCCUCCGCAAUUUACACAAACCACUUAUACAGCGCGAAUCCGCGAAGAUGCUCUCGUUGGCGAUAAGAUAAUCCAAGUGAAGGCUACGGAUCUGGAUUCAGAGGAAAAUGGUCGAGUUGUUUAUGGUAUAGAGAAGGGUGAUAGACUGAAGCAGUUUGCCAUUGAAGCAGAAACUGGAUAUAUUUCAGUAGCGUCCAAACUCGAUAGGGAAUCCAUUUCGAACUAUGUGCUGGAAAUCAGAGCUGUUGACUUUGGUAUUCCUCCUCUGUCCAGUUAUGUUUUAGUCAAUGUUGAGAUUUCCGAUGCCAAUGACAAUCCUCCGCUAUUCAGUGAGAGUAACUACACAGCAUUCAUUCACGAAGAUAAAGCUCUGGGGCAUGUACUAUUGAGGUUUAAUAUCACAGACGCAGAUGCUGCUCCUAAUACAGUUCCCUAUACUUUCGAUUUCCGUUCUGGGAACGAAGGAGGUGUUUUCCGGCUCGAACAGGACGGAAUUUUGAGGACAGCUGCGAGAUUCAAUCACAAAGUAAGAGAUAGGUACGACCUGGAGAUUAGAGUGUUCGACAACGGAACUCCUCCGCUCUUCUCAGAUACUUAUGUCACUGUCAAUGUCAUUGAGGAGUCACAGUACCCUCCAAUAAUUACGCCCUUGGAAAUUGCUAUCAAUUCCUUCCGGGAAUCAUAUCCUGGAGGUGAAAUUGGACGAGUUCAUGCAACAGAUCAGGAUCAAUACGACAGUUUGGUGUAUGGUUUAGCUCCGACUCUUGGAGUUUCCUACAGCCCAACGACUCUGUUCAAUAUUUCCACAGAGGGGGUGCUCUAUGCCCUUCCAGAUCUCGAUUUGGGUGACUACAGGAUCAAUGUAACGGUGUCCGAUGGGAAGUUUCUUUCAGCCACGAUCGUUAAGGUAUCAGUAGAUUUGGUGACUGAAGAAAUGUUAGCCAAUGGAGUGGUACUACGCUUCCGAAAAGUUCAUCCAUCAGACUUUCUACUGAGUCAUCGGAAGGGAUUCAUAAGGUCAAUUAGAAAUGCCAUGGGAUGUCGGUUGAAAGACGUCAUGAUUAUCUCUGUUCAACCGGCUUCAAUUGAAACAGAUGACGUGAAUGCAAUCAGCAAAGAGAAGAUAAGGAAACGCAGGGAAGCAAAUGAAGAUCUUGAUGUUCUGUUUACAGUUCGGAGAUCUCCGCAAAUGGCUGGAUCAUCGACUUUCUACUCUGUGGAUGAGAUCACAAAGGCCGUUGAAGACAAUCUGGAGGAGAUUGAAGAUAUUACGAGGUUAACCAUUGAGGAAAUUGUAAAAUCAACUUGUCCAACAGGAUUCUGUCACAAUGGAAAGUGUGAGGUUUCCAUUAAAGCAACAGAAGAAGCAACGUCUUCUGCCAUCUCCAUUGAUAUUUCUAGCUUUGUGGCUCCUCACUAUCGUCAAGUGAUUGAGUGCAAGUGUCGAGUGGGAUUUGGUGGAGAUCGCUGUGAGAAUCGGGUUAAUGAGUGCGCAUCGAAUCUCUGUCCUAGUCACAAAGUUUGCAUUCCUGAUGCUUCACCGCAGGGUUAUCAUUGUGUUUGCCCUGAGGGUUUCGCAGGACCAAAUUGUGCACGAGAUGUAUCGAAGUGUGAGGAAGAAUCUUGCUACAGCACAGUCAGUCCAGUUUCCUUCUCCGGGAAGAGUUAUGCGCAGUACAAAGUUGAGAGAUUAACAGCUAAGACAUCAGUUGAGAAUCAGUUGAUGCUAUCUCUACACGUGAGAACAGUACAGCCAACGGGAUGCUUAAUGUUUGCCGCUGGGAAAAUUGAUUACAACAUCUUGGAAGUCAAUAGUGGAUUCGUACAGUAUCGCUUUGAUCUGGGCAGUGGAGAGGGUUUGGUGAGUGUUGCCAGUGUCUUCAUUGCGGACGGACAAUGGCACGAAAUCCGAGUAGAGAGGGAAGGAAAUAGUGCCAGGAUUCUUGUUGAUAGAACUCAUGUGGCUUCUGGAAGUGCUCCUGGAGUCAAUGGUGUUCUCAAUCUUCAAACCAAUGAUGUCUAUUUUGGUGCAGAAGUCCGUCAGCAUCCGACUGUCAUUGGUUUUGAGGAUAUAGAGAGAGGAUUCAUUGGAUGCCUUGAUGAUAUUCGCCUCUCUCGCCAAUCUUUGCCACUCUAUCUCACUGAAGAGAGCUCUGUUCUCACUCUGAGACGCUUUGCCAACGUUGAAUUCUCUUGCGAUGCUGCAAGUGUUCUAAAGCCACUGGGUGUCUGUGGAAGUCAGCCUUGCUUCAAUGGAGGCACUUGUAGGGAACUAAAUGGCGCUUUUGAGUGCCUCUGCCAUUCACGCUUUACAGGACCGCUCUGUUCUCACGAUCGUGAUCCUUGCGCAUCUUCUCCAUGUCUGUACGGUGGACAGUGUCGCGAUCAAGGUGCUGGGAACUACACCUGCGAUUGUCCACCGAAAAUGACGGGAAAAAGAUGUGAUUUUGGACGUUUCUGUGCUCCAAAUCCCUGCCGGAAUGGUGGGGUUUGUGAAGAAGGGGACUUUGGACCACUAUGCAUGUGCAGAGGCUACAUGGGACCAACGUGCGAGGUGGAUGUCAAUGAGUGCGAGAAUCAACCAUGUGGAAGUGGAGCUACGUGUAUCAAUGAGGCAGGGAGCUUCCGAUGCAUCUGUCCGCCAUAUCUAACAGGUGCCAGCUGUGGAGAUCCCUUGUACUCUAAUCUCCUAAAAUCUAUGAAAUUGGACAAUGUUCCUUUCGAAGUUGUCCUCAUUGGGGGCGCUAUUCUAGCAGUGAUUGGACUCAUUGCCAUUGGAGGUGUUAUAUGGUGCCUGGCUGCGAGAAAGAGAAAGAACCAUCAGGCUCACAAUAAUACAAAUAAUGUUCUGAAGAAUGAUCCCGUUGCCGUGGGAUACAAGAGAGGCUCGAAGAUGAGCAACUUGGAACAGCAGCAGCAGGCACCUCGGCCAGUUUCCUAUACUCCCACUUCCAACAACGAUGCCCCCUAUGUCUGUAGCAUAAUGAACAAUCUAGAGACCCUACGUAACUACGGAUCAGCUGGGGAUGAACUGGAAAAUGUAGUGGAGGAGUACAGGAAACAGAGACCAACACAGCAGCUGCUGGUGAAUAUAAAUGGGGCGGGAAGUGAGGCAGAUGCUGGGAAGCAGGUUUGGGCUGAUCAUAUCCAUCUCCAAACCUUCUCAGACGGAUCUAGUCCGACUGGGAAGAUCAACAAUGAUGUGAAAAUGCUCGAUCCUCAUAUAAGACUGGGAACACUCAAGUCUGCGGGAAUUUUGCCCGGAAGGCUCGUAACGUCACCGCCAGAGGAGCAGCAGGGACACCAUGGAGCCUAUCAUUGGGACUGUUCGGAUUGGGUGAGACCUAGCCACAAUCCACUUCCCAAUAUCACAGAAGUGCCAGGUAGUGAGAUUCCCGACUCCUCCAGCUUUCACAGCAACGAGAGCAAUGAGUCUCAGCCGAAAUUAACUUCAGUGCCUCAAUUGUCUUGCGUUGUGGAUCCUGCACGUGACAUUGAGACCCUCAAUGAGGAUUUGGAAUCGGACGUGGUGCCAGAUUAUGCAAAUCGCGAUGAUGAUCACAUGACGAGCCUCUCAGCUCUCAAUCCACUCGACAGUGGAAGUGAAGAUUAUCGAUUUAGUACAGCUGAGAGCUACUUGAGGCAUCCUAACAGCUAUCUGCCCAGGUACAACAUCCAGAGUGACACGGACGGCGAGAGGGCAUCUUUGAUGGCCAAUGGUGGGACCUUUGAGAUGCCAAAUGUCAGCAUCGUGGAGUCCGAUGAGGAAGCAGAAGAGGAAGACAGCAUUCCGGCUUAUGGCUUCCCAGCAGCAUCAGCAUCCAAGGCUAGACGUCGAAACCGCCUGGAGGCUAGAGAUAUGGAGCUGGGGAUGAGAUCUCAAGAGGAUGACAGUCUCCUGGGUGGCCAGGGACAUGGGCAUCGAGGAGGUUCCAACAGUGACUUAUCCGUGCACCUCUGUGAGAUUGAAGACAGUGAGUACGAAGGGGAUUCGAAUGCAUUGGCGAAAAUAAUGCAACAGACAUCCGUUUAGGGAAAAAAAGCAAAACAAAGCUAUAAAAAAAAGAGUUUUAGAAGAGAGUGUCUUUUUCUGUGAAAGAGAUCCGAUUUUCCUUUUUCGUUUUAUAUAAUGAAAAAAAAAGGAGGAAAUUAAAAAGCUUCCUCUUACACGCGAAGAAAGCCAAUCACGCACUCUUUCACCCCGUCCUCUGACAAUUUUUUCUUUAUUCUUCUCUUUGUUAGAGUCACUUGACAAAUUUUUUUCUUAGAAGAGCUUUUUUCACAUUUUUGUUCCCUUUUUUUGCAUUCAGUCAAAGGGAGAUGACAAAAAAAAUAACAAGUGUGGAGUAACAACAAAUAAAACCUCUCAAGCAUAAAUAUUAUUCUUCUGCACAAUUUUAUCAACAUUUUUUUUGUUAUUGGGAAAGAGUUGAAAAAAAUUAAAAAAACAAAAAAAUAGGAUAAAAUCCCUAUAAAAAGUAUUCGACAGAAAAAUAUUUGGAGUUUGAGGAAAGGGCUUUCAAUUACAAAGAGAAAUAUUUCAUUUGAUAGUUUUUGAGAACUUUAUUUUACUAUAUUUUUACAAUUAGGAAAUUGAGAACAGUUCACAACGCCAUCUAUUGAGUUUCUUUCUGAUAAAGGCACCAGUCAUAUACAUUUAUUUAUUCCCAUUUUCGUCGAAACUGUUUCUAAUUUCGCCGGGACGGGAGACGGGACUGUUCCCAAUCAGCCACUCGAGUUAUCUGCAAUGAUUCAUAAUCGAACUAACACUAGAUUUAAACUAGACUAGAAAUAUCAAAAAAGUCACAAUAUCUGCAAGGAAGCAGAAAAUCGAAAAUUCACGAUUUUUGACCAAGAAUAUCUAAGCUCAGGAGGCAUUUGGGAUCCUGCAAAAAAUAUGCUAGAUUUGGACGUCCUUAUAGUUUGUAAUCAUCCCUAAGAAUUUGAUUUUUAUCGAUUUUAAAUAAUCCAAAAACAGGUUUUUCCGGAAUUAUGCAUAUUUACUUUUGGGCUCUAAUAGCUAAAGUUUAACUCUUUUGUCUUCUUUGAGACUCUGGGUACCCAUGGAAAACAAAAUUUUUUUUGGACUUUAGAAUCGAUAAAAAUCCGAUUCUUGUGGAUGAUUACAAACUAUAAGGACAUCCAAAUCUAGGAUAUUUUUUGCAGGAUCCUAAUUAACUCCUGAGCUAAGAUAUUCUUGGUCAAAAAUCGUGAAUUUUCGAUUUUCUGCUUCCUUGUAGAUAUUGUGACUUUUUUGAUAUUUCUAUACCCGAAUGAGGAAAAACCUCUCGGGGUCAAUAAGUAUGAUAACUAACAAUUACAGAUUGCAUAAAUUCGAAAAAUAUUUUUUUCUUAAAUUUUCAAAAAACUUGUUUAAACUUUAUGGGUACUCUCGUCCCCAAAAAUCUAGAGGUCAAAUGUAAGGUUAUCCCUCCAAUGCCCGCUAUUUGCUUUUUGACAACAAACCUUGUAAGAAAAUUCCAAGCUGGAGCGACAUUUAUGCCAAAAUGGCCGAUAAUUUUGACAUUUGUCAGCGAGGGAGAUUGCUUUCGGGAAAGUUUUCCUAUUCUUCCUGAUUUUGGUGAAUUCUGAUUGUCCAGGAAGUGUCUUUUAUGCUUUUGAGAAAGCUUAAUGUGUCUACAAUAACAUCGAGUUGAAAGAAAUGUGUUUUAAAGUGUUAUGUGUAAAAUAUUAUCAGGAAUCUGUUUACAAACAGGAGUUGGGUGUCUUUUUUAGCACUUCCUGGACAUCCCACAAGAUACUGGUCAAUAAUUCACAUUGUUUUAGUGAUCAACAUUGUAAAGGAGUCAUUUGACACGCAAAAAUAAUUUAUAAAAUUGAUAUUAUUGGCUGUUGGAAAAUUGAAGUUUGUCUCCUUUUCGUUCUUUUGGGGACGAGAGUUCCCAUGAGUUUUCCAAUGUCCCAGAGGAGGAAAAAAUUCUUUCUCUACAAAAGUAUCAUAUUUGACCACUAAGACUUACAAUAAAGUGAGUUUUACUGAAAUUCGUUUGCUGGAUAUGUUGUGGUCCGGAAAGAGAUAAAGGGAAAUUUUUCCUAUCUUGAAAACUGUUCUAAUUUCAUAAAACACUCCUGAAUAUCCGAUCGUCUUUAAAAAAAAAUGUACAAGUUUUUGAAUAUAGAUUUGUUUACUUUUUUAGUUUUAUUCUACAUACAGAAAAUAUUAAAGGAGUUUUUCUUGGCGGAAAUUUUCCAGAAAUAAAAACGACAAUCUAAGGAAAAACCGUGGAAUUUUCCAUACCCCUUUCCGCGAAACAAUGCGGAUUAUUUUUUAUAGGGAUCCUUAUAGAAAACAUAAUGAAUAUUUCGCAUCACCGCGUUGAAUAAAAUACAGAGCAGAAGAAUUAUUUUAAAGAGAGAGAAAAAAAAUAUUUACGAACUGAUAAUUGUGGCAUUUUAAGCUAAUGUGAUAAAAAGACAUGAGAAAAACAUAACAUCCCACAUAAUUGCAUAAAAUGAAGCAGUGAAGCAAAAUUAAUGAAUAUAAGUAUAAUUUUCAGAAAAAAAAACUUUUCAUUUGAACCUAAUUGGUUUUUCUUGCUCUAAAGGAUUUGCAAUGUAUUUUUAUGAGCAACAUUUUAUGAUAUACAUGAAUAGUUUCUAUUUUUUAUCAACUUAAUAAAAUUCACUGAGUUUAUUAAAAUUCCAACCAAGACUUUGUGGCUUUUACAGUCACUGGCGCAUAAUUUAUUCGCAUUUUAUUAUUACUAUGUAUUUUAUUUUAAAAAACUCAAUACAGCUUUUUACACCGCUGCAUCUCAACAAGGCAUCUAAUAACAAUUUUUACUAUUUUAUUUUUUUAAGUGAUUUUUUUGCGCAAUAUUUAUUACUUAGAUAUCUUUCCUCUAAGGGCUACUCGCUUAAUGUUAAUAUGAAUGAAGGAUUUUAUAUAGAACAAUGGAUGUAUUUAACUUAGCGGUCUACUUCAUAUUAAGUCUUUAAAGAUUUCACGUAUUCAGGCUUUAGGUUAAAUGCUUCCCUUGAGUUUAGAAUAUUAGAAAUAAAUUCAAUGCAAUUUUUCUUGCCGAUUUUUGAUGACGAGAAACUUUUGUACGUGCAUUUAAGUGGCAGAUUAUUUUCUGCAAUGCAAUAUUUAACUCAUUUUCUAAAGAUAUUUUUGAUAGAAGAAAGAACUGCCUGCGAGUAGCCCUAAAAUUUAUUGUGUAGGAAAAAUUUUCCAGUGAACGUCAUUCAUCAAAAGAAAAUCAUUGAAAUUCGUCCUUAUUCUUAAAUUUGACGAAGUGAGGUUAUUUCAAAAAGUGAGGUUAUAUUUUGACGUUUUGAAGCGCAGACUUAACUCACAUCCUAACCUAAAAAACAGCUUAGGUUUGGUAAUUUGAAAACCGAACAAAAUUAACCAAAAGCUCUACAUGAUAGGAUGGAGUAAGCCCUUUUAGCUUCUUUAAGCGUUAAUGACAGAGACUUCUUGAAAAUCUUUUAAAUCUAUUUUAAAAAUAAACAUUUUAUGCUUCAAAAUGUUAAAUGACUUGGUUUCUUGAUGCUUUUUCAAGAACCGCCCAGCAAUACAUGGAUUUAUCAAGAUUCCAUUGAUUAUCAAGAUACUAAAAAGAUGCCUCUUACUCAGGGAGUUCUCUACUUGGCUCUUUCCACACUUAACGAAAAUGAAAUAUAAUUUAUGUCAAAAAUAUUUGAUCUUCCCAGCAACGAAAGUUCCCUGUUUAAACACCGUUCAGCAAACGCGAUCGGAACAGGGUUCGGUCCAAUGUAAAUCCUUACGGGCUGGGAAAAAGCGAACGCGGUUGAAGCAAUAGUUCUCUUUGAUGGCCACCACUUUCUGAACAUUUGGGAGGCCGCCACCGUCGCGAUAGGUCGAACAGGGAACUCUUUCGUUGCUGGGUUAUAGCAAUCAUUUUUCGUUAAGAAUGAGCUUUGUUUUAUAUUGACGAAACAGGCUCCCUUAUCACAGAUUUUUGACAGAAACUAUAUUUCGUUAAGUAUGGAAAAUGUGGAAUGACCCUAGUGGAGAAUUCGCCGGGCAAGAGAGGAAUUCUGAUCGCCACUUUAAUUGUUGAUGAGGUGCUUAUUUUUCAAUGUUCGACAGUCUAAAUUCGACGAGAUUGUUUCGAUUGCGGAACGUAUUUCCCGAGUCCCUUGACUAUCAGCUAAGACGACACUUUAAGUUCCACAAAUAUGUCUCAUAUGAACAAGAAUUCCUUUUUUUCAUUGAUUUUUAACCUGUUAUCCCUAUCGGGGUUGCGGGCCCAAGACAUCCAGGUUAACAGCUCAUGCUUAGUUCCUCCGCCACUUCAGGAAGAUGUUCGCGUUCGAUCUCAAGGCACUCCCAGACAACUUGUAUUUGAGUCAAUCACCUUGUCCUAAGUUUGUCCCGAAUAAGAUUCCCUGAUUUUGGAAAUAUUAUGACAGAUUGGUCUUGAUUUCAGAGGAUAAAGUAUUAAAAUAAGUUCCACAAUCAAGAUAAUUCUGUCAUUGCCGUUCUGGAUAGGAGCGUGAGCGUGUUCCUAGGUUCCUAUUCAUACUCAAAGUGGUAAACCUCAUGUGGAACUUGAACUAUGUGGUGGAUGUACUCGCUAUCAGUCAGUAUCGCUAUAAUUGGCCUUCAGAUUUCCACAUUUUCCACACUUAACGAACCAUCACUUCUGUCAAAAAUCUUUAAUCUCGUAUGAAUUUUCUUUUUUAAGAGGAAAUUUUGCCUUAAAUUCUCUCUUAAAUUUAAAUUCUCUCAGAAGGAGAGAAUUUAAGAGAAGGAGAAGGAAAAUUUUCGAGAGAAUUUAAGGCAAGAUUUCCUCUUAAAAAAGUAAAUUCAUACGGGAUUAAAGAUUUUUGACAGAAGUGAUGUUUCGUUAAGUGUGCAAAAUGUGGAAAUCUGACGGCAAAUUAUAGGGAUUCCAAGCAACUAAUGCUACUUAUGCGACUUUAAAAUUUUGAUUUUUUUCAUGAAAUUCUAAAUCUUGAAAUAUCUGAGAUUUAGGUCUGAGACAUUCAAGAUGUCUAGGAAUUUGAUUCCUUGGAUUUUUUAAUUUUUUGAUUUAAGGUUAUCGCAAUAUGAUAUUUUUUUAUUUUCAUUUUAAAGAUGGUCUCAGAGUUGACGCCAUUAAUUAAUGAAUUACAAGUCUUGAAAUAUCCGUGGUUUGUUGGUAGGAUAUAUGAAGUUUUCCAAGAUUCCAAAAUUUACAAGAUUCGACUUGUUUUUGGUCUCAGAAUUGAAACUGAAUGUUCCUGUUGAGUCCCUCCUCGAGUCCAACAGCAACUUCGGGUUCUUCCUUUAUAGUAAAAUCCCUUUAAUUUCGUCUCCUACUUUAUUCACGUCCAUUAACAUCGACAACUCAAGAGAGACUAAACUAACCUAAGUGCGACGUUCUCGGAGGUCACGACAUCGUAUGUGAAACAUUAGAACUGUAUUAUACAGGUAUAGCAGUUCCUUUUUCUAUUUUAAUUUUCUACUUAUCAACCUAAAAUCUUUGGCAUAAGAGACGAAAAAUUGAGGUUACGAGGAUUAUAGAAACACUUAGGUUAGGUAUCUUUUUUUUUUACUAAAAACUUGCCUAACACUUUUCAACUUUAACGAAAUUAUUUGAAGGUUAAGUCUAACAUAACCUCACAAUCUACAAUAACCUCACAAUUAAUUAAAAGAUUAAGGAAGACAUACAACAUUAAAAAUUAUUUUUAAAGAUCUUUUCUUUUUAAUUAAAAAAAGAACAUUUUCAUACAAUCUAUUUAAAAAAUAGUAUUACAUUUUCUUUUAUUUGUUCUAAAAUUUCUUGGAUAAAAUAUAAACGUAACUAGUGAAUUCUGUAAAUAAACUGAAGAAGAAUCCCAAAUCCAAGUAAAAGAGAAUACUUCAAACAAAAAGCAAAAUGACCUAUUUUUAUAAAAAUCAAAGUACUUUUUUAAGAAACACGCCCUCUCUUAAAAAAACUAAUCACAAGACACUAUUUAGACAGGAUCAGAAGGCGCCAAAAGCGAUCUUUCUAAUUUAUCAUUUCGUCACAAACCUAUUUUUAGUAUUAAAAAUUAAAAAAAAAGAAACAAAUAUGAAGAUCGAUGCAUUUAAUUGUAAUUAAAAGAAUUAUAAUAAAAUAGUUUAGAAUAACAAAGUCACACUUUUUUUUAUUUCGAAUGAAAAAACCGAAGCAAAAGUAGCGAAGAACAAAUCACAUUAUUAGUGUUUAGAAUUUUUCUUAUUAGGUAAAACAAGGCAACAACAGAAAUAAAAUUGUAAAAUCGAGGAGGGAGAAAAAGUGAGAAAAAAUAAUGUAUACAUUUUAGAAAUAAGGGAAAUGAGGAAAUAAAAAGAAUUAUAAGAAUGAAAUGUGAGGCCAUAAGUGAGUUAUCUUUAUGUUUUUGUCUCUAAUGUUAAUGCAAUUUGCAAUUGUUCACUUUUAAGAUAAAAAAAAACAUAAAAUAUAAAAGAAAAAAAUGGUACGAGGCGUAAAUCGUGAAUCACUUUUAACAUUGACACCACACACAAUUUUAAUUAUCACUUAAUAAGAAAAAAAAACAACAAAAAAAUAGAUAAGAAGAUUCAAAAUAGAAUAAAACGAGCAGAAGAAUUGAGGAUAUUUUCCAAAGUGUUAGAGAUAAGGAGUCCUUAGUCCUUGAUCCAGCUUGUAACAUUGAGGCCAUGUACUGUGCAUUGAGAAAAGGACGCUUAUCUCUGACUGCGGAAAAUAAAGACAACAAAAAUAAAUGAGAAAUAGUCCAACUAAUCAUGAAUCCACAUAUCUUGAGGCAAAAAUACGGAAAACGCGAAGGAAAGUUAAUUGAGAUGGUUGAUGGAGAGAGAAAUAGUUGUAAAAUACUUUAUUUAAUACACUUUGUACAAUGAAA
Molecule: messenger RNA, 21471 nt
Organism: Phlebotomus papatasi
Lineage: Eukaryota; Metazoa; Arthropoda; Insecta; Diptera; Psychodidae
Gene: kug
Product: fat-like cadherin-related tumor suppressor homolog
Exons: 18
Coding region: 509-14677 (4722 amino acids)
Biological process (GO): homophilic cell-cell adhesion
Cellular component (GO): catenin complex; plasma membrane
Molecular function (GO): cadherin binding; calcium ion binding
Source: RefSeq, a predicted model, not a curated record